Molecule: messenger RNA, 2481 nt
Organism: Vitis vinifera (wine grape)
Lineage: Eukaryota; Viridiplantae; Streptophyta; Magnoliopsida; Vitales; Vitaceae
Product: protein IQ-domain 26
Exons: 4
Coding region: 1010-2317 (435 amino acids)
Molecular function (GO): protein binding
Source: RefSeq, a predicted model, not a curated record
UCUUUACUCUCCGCUUUCUGUAGAGAAAAGGAAAAGGAGGAGGAAAGAGGAGAGAUUGCUUCAGCCUCCAGCUCAACUCUGCAAAAAGUAAAUUCUCUGCACCAGAGCCUUUUUCCGUCAACUUUGAGCUGAACAAAAAAAAAUGACAUGAGCCUGGAAGAUUUGAGCCUAGAAACUGUACAGUCAAAAGAAAUAUUGUGAAGUCACAGUAGAUACUGCAACCAACCGAAAGAUCUUUUUUACCCCAAAAGAGAGAGAAAAAAGAAGGGGGUGGGUCUGUUUCAAGGGUUGGAUAUGAUGAUGAUCAUUUGGGGACAGAGAAGAAGACGAAAGAAUUCAAUGGUAAAGUCGCUUUUAAUCGGUGUGAUUUAAUGGGGAAGCAGAGAGAUGAUUGAGAGAGAGAGAGAUGACUUGUUUCUGCUUAGGAGCUGAGGAGGCGAAGACUACAGUUGCUUUGGGUUUGAAGUUGAGGAGCUGAGCAAGGUAAGGAAAAGAUUGUUUUCAGGAUGAUGAAAUGGUAAAAAAAUGAUUCGUUUUUUCUGGGUUAUGAAGAAUAAAUACAGAAAGGGAACAGUUGCAGAGAAUAGAUACAGAGUUUGAAAAAAGAAGCAUAAAAAAAUGGAAGGCUUCACGAGCUUGUCAGAGCCUGUGGACUCUGAGGUAUCUUUCUUUUUAAGGACACGUCGCUCCAGAAAGUAAGAAUCAGAGAGAGAGAGAGUGGUGCUUUACUGCUUUUUCUUUUCAAAAUCCUUGCUGAGUUUCUCAUUGGAGGGAAUGAAAAUUCGAGCACUUCCCUUUCCUUGAGUCUUCCUCAUUCUUUCUCUCUUUUGGGAAUCUGAUUAUAGGAAGCAUGGAGAGAGUCUAGGUUGGGAGUUGGGACCCAGCUGUAACCUAAAAGAACAGUGCCUCUGUUUCUAAAAAAUUCACUCUUUUGGGCUUUUGCUCUUUGUAACGUUCCUUUUUCUUCGCUGCUCAGUGGUAUAGUAUACUGCUCUUCCACUGAGAGAGAAUGGGAAGGGCAACAAGGUGGUUCAAGGGCUUGUUUGGGUUGAAGAGAGACAAGGAACACAAGGACAAUUCAAAUCCCGGCGACCGGAAGGACAAGAGUAGGUGGAGUUCUGGCCAUUCCGGGAGGGACUCCGUUGGGUUGUGUCACAAUCCAACCACUAUUCCGCCGAACAUAUCGGCGGCGGAGGCAGCUUGGCUAAGAUCUUACUACACCGACACUGAGAACGAGCAGAACAAGCAUGCAAUUGCAGUGGCUGCUGCCACGGCGGCGGCCGCCGACGCUGCCGUGGCUGCCGCUCAAGCGGCGGUGGCCGUCGUCCGACUCACCAGCCACGGCAGAGGCACCAUGUUCGGUGGUGGCCGUGAGAGGUGGGGUGCUGUGAAGAUUCAGACUGUUUUUCGAGGAUACUUGGCGAGGAAAGCCCUGAGAGCUCUGAAAGGACUGGUGAAGUUACAAGCGCUGGUCAGAGGCUAUUUGGUGAGGAAGCAAGCCACAGCCACACUUCACGGUAUGCAGGCUCUGAUAAGAGCCCAGGCCACAGUUCGAGCCCAGAAAGCUCGAGAGCUGAUCAGCAAUGAGAAAAGAUUCGAAAUCCAAACUAGAAAAUCUAUGGAAAGGUUUGAUGAGAGUAGGAGUGAGCACACAGCAUCAAUCCACAGCAGAAGGCUUUCAGCAUCUCUCGACACUACUUUCAACGCCAUUGAUGGAAGCCCAAAGAUUGUGGAAGUUGAUACUGGGAGGCCUAAGUCCAGAUCCCGGAGAACCAACACAUCGGUUUCAGAUUCAGGCGAUGACCAGCAUUACCAAACACUCUCCUCCCCCCUCCCAUGUCGAACUCCAAUUCCAGUUCCAGUCCGUUUAUCAACACCCGAUCACCGCAAUUAUCAAGACUCCGACUGGGGUUUAACGGGUGACGAAUGCAGGUUCUCUACUGCCCAAAGCACCCCUAGGUUUAUGAAUUCAGAAAGGUCCAAUGUGCCGAUUACACCGGCCAAGACCGUAUGCGCUGACAGCUUCUUCCGGCAGUACACAAAUUUCCCAAAUUACAUGGCCAAUACACAAUCGUUUAAGGCUAAAUUAAGGUCUCACAGUGCUCCAAAACAACGGCCGGAGCCAGGGCCUAAGAAGAGGCUUUCACUCAAUGAAAUGAUGGAGUCAAGGAGCAGCCUAAGUGGGGUUAAGAUGCAGAGAUCAUGCUCAAGAGUUCAAGAAGCCAUUAAUUUUAAAAAUGCUGUGAUGGGGAAGCUUGAGAGACCCUCAGAGAUUGUUAGAGAGGCAGAGAGAUGCAACUUGCAGAGGAGAUGGUAAAUAUGUAUACAUAUAGAGAAGAAACGAUGAUGAGAGGUAAACCACUGCUUGUGUGCUAUGUUGUUUAUUGCUCCAGUUGGGUCUCUCAGAUGUGCAAGUUUGAAAAGGAAUAGGUGACAAAAACAGAAAACAAUGUGUGUAAAUUAAGUAAUUUACAGGUGAUC